Thelazia callipaeda (thelaziosis nematode) is the source of this 558-nucleotide messenger RNA. Lineage: Eukaryota; Metazoa; Nematoda; Chromadorea; Rhabditida; Thelaziidae. The record is from the annotation of a GenBank genome assembly.
AUGUUUGCUUCUGUGAUUCUGGUAUCCAUUAGAGGAGUUCGUUCACUUAAUCCUCAUCAUUUCCGUCCACCUUGGCCAAUAUUUUCCAAAGCUCAAGGAUGGCGGAAACGCGGUCCUACUAUACGUGAACACCUGCAACUUCCUGGUCAGGACCGCGAAUUUCCGGAGCUAUCACCCAAAUUCAAGCAAGAAAACCCUGCGGAACUUUCUCAUUAUACUGGCACUCAGGUUACGGGUUUUGUCAAUCCAGUCAACAAUGAGAUUGUUCAUGUAAAGGAAAUGUUCCCAGAGUUAGUUGUUCCAAACUUGCGAGGAUUUCAACUACGCCCCUAUGUAUCUUACCAUUCCAGGUGGAAAAGGUAUAGAAAACUAGUGUUCAAGUAUGGCAGUGAGGAAAAUAUUGAAACUGUGACAUUCGAAGCAGAAAAGUGGCCUCCACCCAAAACCACAUCCCGUUUUUUGUUCAAUGUACAUUACGCACCAUUAAUAAGGCGAAUGUAUAAAGAUCAGGAGUAUUUUGAAGAUACUAAGAUGAUAAACACAGGUCUCGAUGAUUAG